GUCGCCUCCGCCUUCAACCUGGACACCCGAUUCCUGGUGGUGAAGGAGGCCGGGAACCCGGGCAGCCUCUUCGGCUACUCGGUCGCCCUCCAUCGGCAGACGGAGCCGCAGCAGCGCAACCUGCUCCUGGUUGGUGCUCCCCGUGACCUCGCCAUGUCUGAUGGCUAUACCAACCGGACCGGUGCUGUGUACCUGUGCCCACUCAGUGCCCACAAGGACGACUGUGAGAGGAUGGACAUCACAGAGAAAAAUGACCCUGACCAUCACAAAAUCGAGGACAUGUGGCUUGGGGUGACUGUGGCCAGCCAGGGCCCUGCAGGCAGAGUCCUGGUCUGUGCCCACCGCUACACCCAGGUGCUGUGGUCGGGGUCGGAGGAGCAGUGGCGCAUGGUGGGCAAGUGCUACGUGCGGGGCAACAACCUAAAGCUGGACCACACCGACGACUGGCAAACCUACCACAACGAGAUGUGCAACAGCAACACUGACUACCUGGAUACGGGCAUGUGCCAGCUGGGCACCAGCGGAGGCUUCACCAAGAACACUGUGUACUUCGGCGCUCCCGGUGCCUACAACUGGAAAGGAAACAGCUACAUGAUUCAGCGGAAGGAGUGGGAUUUAUCCGAAUACAGUUACAAGGACCAGGAGGACCAAGGAAACCUCUAUAUUGGGUACACGGUGCAGGUGGGCAGUGCCAUCCUGCACCCUACAGACAUCACCAUUGUGACGGGUGCCCCGCGGCACCGACAUAUGGGUGCUGUCUUCUUGCUGAGCCAGGAGGUAGGCGGAGACCUGCGGAGGAGGCAGGUGCUGGAGGGCACACAGGUGGGCUCCUAUUUUGGCAGCGCCAUUGCCCUGGCAGACCUGAACAAUGAUGGGUGGCAGGACCUCCUGGUGGGUGCCCCCUAUUACUUCGAGCAGAAGGAAGAGGUAGGGGGUGCCGUCUAUGUCUUCAUGAACCAGGCAGGCACCUCCUUCCCGACCCACCCCUCCCUCCUCCUUCACGGCCCCAGUGGCUCCGCCUUUGGCUUCUCCGUGGCCAGCAUUGAUGACAUCAACCAGGAUGGAUUCCAAGACAUUGCUGUGGGAGCUCCGUUUGAGGGCUUGGGCACGGUAUACAUCUACCACAGCAGCUCCAGGGGGCUCCUGCAACAGCCCCAGCAGGUCAUCCGCGGAGAGCAGCUGGGACUCCCUGGCCUGGCCUCCUUCGGCUACUCCCUGAGUGGGAAGAUGGAUGUGGAUGAGAACCUCUACCCAGACCUGCUCGUGGGGAGCCUGUCGGACCGCGUCGUGCUGCUGCGGGCCAGACCCGUCAUCAACAUCCUCCACAGGACCUUGGUGGCCAGGCCGUCCGUGCUGGACCCUGCGCUCUGCACAGCCACCUCCUGCCUCACGCCUCUGUCCCCCCAGGUCCACUUCCAGAAGGAGUGCGGGCAGGACAACAAGUGCGACAGCAACCUGCAGAUGCAGGCGGCCUUCGUGUCGGAGCAGGGGCAGCGGCUGAGCAGGCUCCAGUACAGCAAAGACCUCCGGAAACUGUUCCUGAGCAUCAAUGUGACCAACACCCCAAGCAGGGAGCGGGCUGGGGAAGACGCCCAUGAGGCGCUGCUCACCCUGGCGGUGCCCCCCGCCCUGCUGCUGUCCUCAGUGCGCCCUUCUGGAACCUGCCAGGCCAACGAGACCAUCCUUUGUGAGCUGGGGAACCCCUUCAAACGGAACCAGAGGAUGGAGCUGCUCAUCGCUUUCGAGGUCAUUGGGGUGACCCUGCACACAAGGGAAUUCCAGGCGCAGCUGCAGCUCUCCACGUCAAGUCACCAGGACAACCUGUUGCCCAUGACCCUGACUCUGCUGGUGGACUACACUCUCCAGGCCUCGCUUAGCAUGGUGAGUCAACGGCUACAAAGCUUCUUUGGGGGAACGGUGAUGGGCGAGUCUGGCAUGAAAACUGUGGAGGACGUGGGGAGCCCUCUCAAGUAUGAGUUCCAGGUGGGCCCAGUGGGAGAAGGGCUGGCAGUCCUGGGGACCCUGGUCCUAGGGCUGGAGUGGCCCUAUGAAGUCGCCAAUGGCAAGUGGCUGCUGUACCCCACGGAGAUCACCAUCCGAGGCAACGGGUCCUGGACCUGCCAGCCACCAGGAGACCUUGUCAACCCUCUCAACCUCACUCUCUCAGUCCCUGAGGACAGACCGCCAUCACCACAGCGCAGGCGGCGACAGCUGGACCCGGGGGGAGUGCAGGGCCCCCCACCUGUUCCUCUGGCUGCUGCCAAAAAAGCCAAGUCUGAGACCGUAUUGAGCUGUGGCAGUGCCCACACCCGCUGUGUGUGGCUGGAGUGCCCCAUUCCUGAUGUCCCUGUCCUCACCAACGUGACAGUGCGGGCUCGAGUGUGGAACAGCACCUUCAUUGAGGAUUACAGAGACUUUGACCGAGUCAGGGUAACCAGCUGGGCUACCCUGUUCCUCCGAACCAGCGUCCCCACCAUCACCAUGGAGAACAAGACGGUGCGGUUCUCCGUGGACAUUGACUCCGAGCUGGUGGAGGAGCUGCCAGCCGAUAUCGAGCUGUGGCUGGUGCUUGUGGCCGUGGGGGCCGGGCUGCUGCUGCUGGGGCUCAUCAUCCUCCUGCUGUGGAAGUGUGACUUCUUUAAGCGGACCCGCUAUUACCAGAUCAUGCCCAAGUACCACGCCGUGCGGAUCCCGGAGGAGGAACGCUACCCACCUCCAGGGGGCACCCUGCCCACCAAGAAGCACUGGGUGACCAGCUGGCAGACAUGGGAUCGAUACUACUGACGCCCUCCCUGAUCCCGCCCCUGCGCCCCUGGUGUCCCCUUCUUCUCUUUGUCAUAAGUUAAGUUAUGCCCCGACGGUCUGCAGGGGCCACGGCCUUUGGCUGGCACCAGUGGGUUCGGGCACACACACCUCCUUGAGCGCAUGCAUAUGCCAUCUGACCACGGGCUUCUCCACGCAGGAGGGCUGGGGCCGUGGGCUUUGCUACACCGAGCACACUGCAGCCCCGUGCCCUGGACACACGUGGGUCCCACUGCUUGUGGACUGUGCUUGUGCACCACAGAGGGUGCGUGGACAUGCGUGUGCCGGCCUUUGCUGAUGCCAAAACCAAGCCCGAGGGCCUCUGCCAGAGCCGGGAAGGAAAGGCCCCGAAGUGGUGACCCCUCCCUACUUACACUGGACCCAUCUUGAGCCAUAGUCACUGGGUGGACUUCGCUCCUGAGACGAAAACUACUGACAGGGAACAGCCCGCAGCCUCCAAGCUGUAGUUCCUGACACCGUGAGAGAGAACGCGGGUGGGGUGGAUCUGCCCGAGGCUGUCCAAGGGGGUGUUUACAGGACUUGGCAUGCUCAGACGUGAGAGCAGAAUGAACUAGAAGUAAGGUCACAGGAUGGCUUUCUUUCACGGACCACUGCGAAGCCUCUGUCCUCAGCCGCGGCGUGCACUUGUGGGGAAUGCAGCCUGAAGGAGCAAGGAUGGACAAGCUGCUAGGCAGCCUGGACACGCUGCGCUGGGACCGCCCUGGGAGCACAGAGGAAUCCUCAACCACAGACUGGCUGGUCCCGGGCCAAGGAGAUGCUGGAAGGAUACAGAGGAAAUGCCACUCCUCACCCACCACUACCGUCCUGGCGCCUGCAGGGCCUGGAGAGACCCCCACGAGAUCGAAGAGGGAGCGACACUUGAAUGUAGGACAGGGAGGGAGCCCUGUCCCUGACCCAUCGGCCACACCUCACUCCGUCCCCACCCACCAUGGGCUGGGGGCCUCGAAGUGGAGUUCUUGGCUGGCCUUGGCUUUCAUCGUCAACCAGCUCUGCCUUCUUCCCUAUGGGCUGAGUCCUGAGGCCCAUUCUGGAAGUCGAGGCUGGUUCCGGAAACCCCCUCCUGCCCCCUGCCUGUCGGCAGGCCCCCCGCCCCUUCCACGGUACUGUAGCAGGGGAGCUCCCUCCCCCUCCUUGUGCCUUCUUUGUACAUAGGCUUCUCACACCAACCAAUAAACAGCUCCCUGUUUGUACACACUG
This is a messenger RNA of Myotis brandtii (Brandt's bat), 4020 nucleotides long. RefSeq names its product integrin, alpha 3 (antigen CD49C, alpha 3 subunit of VLA-3 receptor) (gene ITGA3). The annotation marks the transcript as partial. The record is from RefSeq and is a predicted model, not a curated record. Gene Ontology annotation, biological process: cell-matrix adhesion; leukocyte migration; integrin-mediated signaling pathway. Lineage: Eukaryota; Metazoa; Chordata; Mammalia; Chiroptera; Vespertilionidae. Gene Ontology annotation, molecular function: integrin binding. Gene Ontology annotation, cellular component: external side of plasma membrane; integrin complex. The transcript has 22 exons.